GGAAGAGUUUGGUACAGGGACUGUCGCAAAAGCUCAAGAGAAACUUCUAGUGGACUUAAGGUGAUUCUAAAUAAGCGAAGAGGGCUCAGCUCCCCCCUACUGUGUCUCAGGUGUGCUGCCACCCCCCGCCCUAAGCCAUCAUGGGCGACUGGAGUCUCUUGGGGAACGUCCUGGAGGAGGUUCAGGAGCAUUCCACCUCGGUGGGGAAAGUGUGGCUCACCGUGCUCUUCAUCUUCCGCAUCCUAGUGCUGGGCACGGCGGCCGAGUCGUCGUGGGGGGACGAGCAGAGCGACUUCCUGUGCGACACGCAGCAGCCCGGCUGCACCAACGUUUGCUACGACAGCGCCUUCCCCAUCGCCCACAUCCGCUACUGGGUGCUGCAGAUAGUCUUCGUGUCCACGCCGUCGCUCAUCUACAUGGGCCACGCCGUGCACACGGUGCGCAGUGAGGAGAAGCGGCGGCGGAGGGAGCAGGAGGAGAGGGAGGCCCGUGCGGAGGGCGGCGGGGCGGACCUGGAGGCGGAGAAGGAGUACCUGCAGCAGGGGGAGAUGUCGGAAAGGCCGAGCCGCGUCCGCCUUAAAGGAGCUCUGCUGCAAACUUACGUCCUCAGCAUCCUCAUCCGCACCGCCAUGGAAGUCAUCUUCACCGUCAUCCAGUACUGGCUUUACGGCGUCUUCCUCAAGGCGCUCUACCAUUGCACGUCGUCGCCGUGCCCCAACCCGGUCAACUGCUACAUGUCCCGCCCUACGGAGAAGAACAUCUUCAUCGUCUUCAUGCUGGUGGUGGCCGCCGUGUCCUUGGCGCUAUCUGUGCUGGAGCUCUACUACCUGGGCUGGAAGAGCACGAGGUCGUGCAUCCGCCGAAAAAGGGCGCAACAAGCCGUGGACGCCGCCUUGGAGCACAACAGCCUGCCUCCGCCCUCGGACUCCCCCACCCCUCCCCCUGACUUCAUCCGCUGCGCCAUCACCUCCUCCAUGACCCCCAUGGCGUCCAUGACCUCCAUGGCCUCGCACCCCUUCAGCAACAGGGUGGCGCUGCAGCAGAACUCGGCCAACCUGGCCACCGAGCGCCACCACAGCUGCGACAACCUGGAGGACGACCGGGACUUCCUGGUGAGGUACCAGCACCAGGCGCCCAAUGAGCUCCCCAACAUCAACAACAACUGCCACCCGUUGCCCGCGCUGCAUUCAGGGUACACCAGAGACAAACGACGUCUGAGCAAGACGAGCGGAAGCAGCGGAAGUCGGGCUCGUCAAGACGACCUGGCCGUUUAAAAUGGUGGACCAAAGAGAUGGGCCAUCUGAUAGUUGUGAACUCCUUGACCACCCAAAACUGACUCAUGAACUACAGAGAACAGGGUAUCAGGUGGGAUCCUUCACUAUUGCACAUUUUGGAAUAUGAAACGCCAAUAAAAAGGCGAGAAUGACCUAAAAAUGUGGACAUGGUUUCCCUUAAAGGGGUCAUAUGACUUUUUUCCUCAAUUACAAAACUUCCUUGAGGUCUACAUAACAUGUAAUGGCGGUUUUUUGGUCAAAAUUUUGCAAAGAUUUCGUUUUACAGACCAUCUUCCAAGACCCAUUCUGACCAUCUCUUCAUAUUGACGUGCCUCCACUGUGACUGCUUUUUCUCCUCGCCAUUUUUGUUGUCGUUUUUAGCACUUCCAUAUGGAGUUUACUGACUGAUGUAAGUUCAAACUAUACGCUGCUUUGUAUAAAAAAAAAUGGCAACAUAGGAGGAUGCAUGUGCUUGUACAAGCCAGUCUGCCCCACAACAAGAGGAUAGAGAAAAAGAAGGAGCUCAUUGACUACAGCAUCGGACUACAAUGGCAGACUCACGCAAAGCUCUUCGGGUAAAUCUCUACUGAAGACGGAGAUGUCCUCUGACGUCACACUCGGGGAAAAAAAUUCACAAAUUGGGCAAAUUGCAAACGGCUCGUUUGGAGGAAGUAUACUGAACAAAAAUAUAAAACGUAACACUUUUGUUAUUGCUCCCAAUUUUAAUGAAACGUAAAACUUGUACGACAUAUAGUACAUGCCAAUAGUUUGGACACACCUUCUCAUUCAAUGGGUUUUCUUUAUUUUCAUGACUAUUUACAUUGUAGAUUGUCACUGAAGGCAUCAAAACUAUGAAUGAACACAUGUGGAGUUAUGUACUUAACAAAAAAAUUUGAAAUAACUGAAAUCAUGUUUUAUAUUCUAGUUUCUUCAAAAUAGCCACCCUUUGCUCUGAUUACUGUUUUGCACACUCUUGGCAUUCUCUCGAUGAGCUUCAAGAGGUAGUCACCUGAAAGGGUUUUCACUUCACAAGUGUCAUAGUUUUGAUGCAUUCAGUGACUAUCUACAAUGUAAAUAGUCAUGAAAAUAAAGAAAACGCAUUGAAAUGAGGUGUGUCCAAACGUUUGGCCUGUACUGUACACAAAAGUCCUAUUCCUUCCAAAUAUUGUUCACAAAUCUGUCUAAAUCUGUGUUAGUGAGCACU
Entelurus aequoreus (snake pipefish) is the source of this 2478-nucleotide messenger RNA. RefSeq names its product gap junction protein, alpha 5a (gene gja5a). Gene Ontology annotation, biological process: cell communication. The coding region runs from base 141 to 1274 and encodes 377 amino acids. The record is from RefSeq and is a predicted model, not a curated record. NCBI's taxonomy places the organism in Eukaryota, Metazoa, Chordata, Actinopteri, Syngnathiformes, Syngnathidae. The transcript has 2 exons. Gene Ontology annotation, cellular component: connexin complex.